Maudiozyma saulgeensis is the source of this 1302-nucleotide messenger RNA. NCBI's taxonomy places the organism in Eukaryota, Fungi, Ascomycota, Saccharomycetes, Saccharomycetales, Saccharomycetaceae. The record is from the annotation of a GenBank genome assembly.
AUGCUAUCUCUACCUGCUCUAACCUCUGACAUCACUGUCUCCACUGUUGCUGGCGCUAAAUUGACUCCAUCUGUUCGUCGUCCAAUUGAACCAGUUGGCAAAGAUUUUAUGCACCAUGCCACUAGAACUCUAAGAAACCACACUUGGUCUGAGUUCGAGAAGAUUCAAGCCGAACAAAAUGUCAAGACUGUCGAUGAAUCCAAUGUUGACCCAGAUGAAUUAUUGUUCGACACUGAAUUGGCCGAUGAAACUUUACUUGGUCACGAUGCCCGUGAUUGGAAGACUGCUGAUUUAUAUGCUGCUAUGGGUCUAUCCAAGCUACGUUACACAGCUACUGAAAAUCAAAUUAUCAAAGCCCACAGAAAACAAGUUGUCAAAUACCAUCCAGAUAAACAAUCUGCUUCCGGUGCUAGUUUAGACCAAGAUGGUUUCUUUAAGAUUAUUCAAAAGGCCUUUGAAACCUUGACUGACAAGAACAAGAGAAAGCAAUACGACUCUUGUGAUUUUGUCGCUGAUGUCGAACCACCAAAGAAGGGCUCUGAAUAUGAUUUCUUCGAAGCUUGGGCUCCUGUUUUUGCCUCUGAAGCACGUUUCUCUAAGAAGACUCCAGUCCCAGAAUUAGGUAACCUAGAAACUUCUCAAAAGGAAGUUGAACAAUUCUUCUCCUUCUGGCACAGAUUUGACUCCUGGAGAACCUUUGAAUUCUUAGAUGAAGAUGUUCCAGAUGAUUCUUCUAACAGAGAUCACAAACGUUACAUUGAAAGAAAGAACAAGGCUGCUAGAGAUAAGAAGAAGACUGCUGACAACGCUAGAUUGGUCAAGUUAGUUGAAAGAGCUAUGAACGAAGAUCCACGUAUCAAGAUGUUCAAAGAGGCUGAAAAGAAGGAAAAGGAAAGAAAGAAAUGGGAAGCUGGUGCUGGUGCUAGAGCUGAAGCCGAAGCUAAGGCUAAAGCUGAAGCUGAUGCCAAGAGCAAGGCCGAGGAAGAAGCUAAGGCUGCUGCCAAUGCCAAGGCUGACAAGAAAAAGAGUAAGGAAGCCGCCAAGGCUGCUAAGAAGAAGAACAAGAGAGCUAUCCGUAAUGCUGGUAAGGACAACGAUUACUUCGGUGAUGCUGCCCAAGCUGCUGCCAUUGAUGAACAAAUCACUUUGAUUGUUGACUCUCUAGAUGAUGAACAAUUAGUCGAAGUUUCCGACAAGAUUAAGGCUGACGCUUCUGCUUCCAAGACCAUCUUAUCCGAAACUGCUAAGACUUUCGUUGAAUCUGGAAAACUACCAGCCAGUCUUGUUGCUUACUUUGCUUAA